AUGUCGACGUCGCGGGACUCGGCGUCGUCCCACGGCUCCAAGAAGCCGAGCCGACGAAGUGUUGGGGAUUUCAUCAUCGAAAAGGAGAUUGGCAAGGGGAGCUUUGCUCAAGUGUAUCAAGGAUGGCAUCACAAAACGAGGGAGAUCGUUGCUAUCAAGUCUGUCGAGCUGGAGCGGCUCAACAGGAAGCUCAAAGAGAAUCUAUAUGGAGAGAUCAAGAUCUUGAAGACGUUGCGACACCCUCACAUUGUGGCGCUCCAUGACUGCGUCGAGUCGUCGACGCACAUCAACUUAAUCAUGGAAUACUGCGAACUCGGCGAUUUGUCCUUGUUCAUUAAGAAGCGAGAUAAACUCAGCACGCACCCGGCUACUCACGACAUGGCUCGUAAGUAUCCAUGCGCCCCAAACUCGGGCCUACACGAGGUCGUUAUCAGACAUUUCUUGAAACAGCUCGCGAGCGCUCUUGAGUUCCUUCGAACCAACAACUACGUACAUCGCGACGUCAAGCCACAAAACCUGCUGCUUCUGCCGGCACAGUUCCUGCGGGACCAGCGUGGUUUGCCAGUAAUGGAGGCCAGCCAGAAUUCAUUGAUUCCAGUUGCUGGUCUGGCUUCCCUGCCUAUGCUUAAGCUUGCAGAUUUCGGAUUUGCCCGGGUGCUUCCGUCGACGUCGCUUGCCGAGACACUGUGCGGUUCCCCGCUCUACAUGGCACCUGAGAUUCUCCGAUAUGAGAAAUACGACGCAAAGGCUGAUCUUUGGUCUGUGGGCACCGUCUUGUAUGAGAUGGCCACUGGGCGCCCGCCAUUCCGGGCUCGAAAUCACGUCGAACUCCUCAGGAAGAUAGAAGCUGCCGAGGAUGUAAUCAGAUUCCCAAGAGAAGUCAUCAUCAGCCCCGAAUUGAAGAGUCUUAUCCGGGCUCUGCUCAAGCGGACACCCGUCGAGCGAUUGAGCUUCGAAGGCUUCUUCACUCACCCCGUCGCGACAACUGACAUUCCCGGACUCGUGGAAGAUGAUGUUCCCAGGUCACCACCGAAGAUAGAUACUGAGGUAGGAGCUGGGGCUGUAGCCAAGCCACCGUCGCCGCGUAUUGCAUCACUACGACAAGCUGGAAAUGACCCGGCACAAGAGCCACGUCUCUCUAUGUCUCCUCGAGAAAGCCGCCCACGCUCACCGUCAGGUGGCAGUCCUGGUCAAGCCCGGUUUCCCCGACGAGAUGAAGCACUUCAGAGGCCCGGCAGCUCAGCACGUGAUGAGAAGGAAGGUCUUGGGAUUAGAAGACCCGGUCCCCCUCUUCAUGCUGCUUCCGCCCCACCUAAGGCACGCGUUGGAGAAGUACCCGGUCGCCACAAUACAGUUCCUGAUGCGCGAGCCCCCGAAGCCCGUAAAUCAUCAGCCGGCCGUCGUCCUUCGGCUGAGGAAGAGAAAGCCGCCCAAGACGUUAUGUUUGAGCGUGACUAUGUCGUUGUGGAGAAGAGGCAUAUCGAAGUAAAUGCCUUGGCUGAUGAGCUAGCGGAGAAUGAGAAGCUUGGGCAUAGGGGUCAGAGCCUCCCCAAGACGGGCCAGAUAGUACGACGAGCGACCCAGCAAGGAGCUCCAACUUCGACGACUGGUGCCAUACCUACCCCGAGCUCUCGGACCGCGUUGAUAUCCCAAGGCCACGCUUCACACGACAGGAGAUCCUCGUAUGACAAGAGCCUUUCUGCCAGCCCAGGAUCGGCAUCAAGUGCCAUUUCCAAGGCGAUCCAGGACGCAAGCCUGAGGCUAUUUGGUUUCAAAGUACCGCCACUGAGGACGGGAAAGGGUCAAUCGCCCCCCCUGUACCAUCCGUUCCCUGCAUAUCCAACUCCGACCUACGCUGGACUUCUCGGGGAUGGAAAGGGAACACAGGUAGCCGACGAGGAUAUGGGAGCGGCACAAACGAUUGAGGAACUCGCCACCCGCAGUGACUGUGUCUAUGGAUUCGCUGAAGUCAAGUACAAGCAGCUUGUGCCGAUGGCGCCCUCAGCUGAACAUGGCCUUGGCGGAGCCGACCCGAACCAGAUACACACCGAGGAAGAUGGACUCACCGUCGAAGCUAUUGUGUCUCUUUCGGAAGAAGCACUGGUUCUCUAUGUCAAGUCUCUCACCUUGCUUGCCCGCGCGAUGGACAUUGCCAGCGUAUGGUGGUCCAACAGAACUCGUAGCGAACCAUCCACUGGUGUCUCGGCUGCGGUGUCACAAAAUGUAGUACAGCGCAUCAAUUCGGUCGUGCAAUGGGUGCGCAGCCGGUUCAACGAAGUCUUGGAGAAAUCCGAGGUUGUUCGUUUGAAGCUGACGGAAGCACAAAAACAAGUUCCCGAAGACCACCCCAGCCAUCCCUCCAACCAGGAGAGCAGCUCCAUCUCGUCUUCAGCUGGUGGGUCAGGAGUUAAGCAGGUGUUCCUCACGCCCGGAAUCAGCGCCGAGAAGCUGAUGUUUGAACGAGCUCUCGAAAUGAGCCGGGCGGCUGCCAUUGACGAAGUAACGAAUGAAAACCUUCCUGGCUGCGAGCUCUCCUACAUUACAGCAAUCCGAAUGCUUGAGGCUGUUCUGGAUGGCGAUGAGAACGUGCCGCAAAAGGCCUUGGAAUCUGGAAAGGAUACGAACAAGGGAGCUGUCGCAGAAAUCGACAGCGACGAGGAGCACAUUAAAACAUUGAUUGCAAUGAUCACCAAAAGGCUAGUGUCAGUUCGUAAAAAGCUGCAAAUGAUUGCUGAGGCAAACAGGGCCCAGCAAGCAUCACCACACCUUGGUCAUCGCCGAAGCGGAGAUGUGACGCCCCGAAGCGUGCCCUCGUCUUAA
Molecule: messenger RNA, 2820 nt
Organism: Clonostachys rhizophaga
Lineage: Eukaryota; Fungi; Ascomycota; Sordariomycetes; Hypocreales; Bionectriaceae
Source: the annotation of a GenBank genome assembly